GUCAGGGGUCGGAAUAAAUUUUAGUAUAUUUUGUGGACAAUUCCCAGAAAUUAAUGGCUAUGAGUUCUUUUUUGAUCAACUCAAACUAUGUCGACCCCAAGUUCCCUCCGUGCGAGGAAUAUUCACAGAGCGAUUACCUACCCAGCGACCACUCGCCGGGGUACUACGCCGGCGGCCAGAGGCGAGAGAGCAGCUUCCAGCCGGAGGCGGGCUUCGGGCGGCGCUCCGCGUGCACCGUGCAGCGCUACGCGGCCUGCCGGGACCCUGGGCCCCCGCCGCCUCCGCCGCCGCCCCCGCCGCCCCCGCCACCGCCCGGGCUGUCCCCUCGGGCUCCCGCACCGCCGCCCUCAGGGGCCCUCCUCCCGGAGCCCGGCCAGCGCUGCGAGGCGGUCAGCAGCAGCCCCCCGCCGCCUCCCUGCGCCCAGAACCCCCUGCACCCCAGCCCGUCCCACUCCGCGUGCAAAGAGCCCGUCGUCUACCCCUGGAUGCGCAAAGUUCACGUGAGCACGGUAAACCCCAAUUACGCCGGCGGGGAGCCCAAGCGCUCUCGGACCGCCUACACUCGCCAGCAGGUCUUGGAGCUGGAGAAAGAAUUUCACUACAACCGCUACCUGACGCGACGCAGGAGGGUGGAGAUCGCCCACGCGCUCUGCCUCUCUGAGCGCCAGAUCAAGAUUUGGUUCCAGAACCGGCGAAUGAAGUGGAAAAAAGACCACAAGUUGCCCAACACCAAGAUCCGCUCGGGUGGCACCGCAGGCGCCGCCAGCGGGCCCCCUGGCCGGCCCAACGGAGGCCCCCCCGCGCUCUAGUGCCCCCCCCGCGCGCGCGGAGCCGCGAACCUUGGGGCCGGGGGAGGGGGGCGUUGCGAGCGCGGCGGGGGGGGCGUGGGGGAGACACGGGAGGGGACCCUGGGGCCUGGGCCUGAAAAAGCCUACCUGCCCUCCCCCCCACCCCACUUUGUCUAUUUACGCGAAUAAAUACAGAGGAGGGGGGAGGGGAAGCUUUAUUUAUAGACAGGACAAUAGGGAGCCAGGCAAGGCCCCUCAGAAGCAAGGUUCAAGUCUCUUGCUUUCUUCCUUAAAAAAAAAAAAAAGAAGAAGAAGGAAGAAAGAAAAAGACAGAAAGAGAAAUAGGAGGAGGCCGCACUCCUCAUUUUCAGCUUUGGCGAAGAUGGAUCCACGUUUCAUCUUUAAUCACGCCAGGCCCAGGCCCAUCUGUCUUGUUUACUCUGCCGAGGAGAGGACGGGCCUCGGUGGCGACCAUUACCUCGACACCCGGCUAACAAAUGAGGCCCGGCUUGGCCGCCGCCGCCGCCUCUGCUGCUGCCGCUGCUGGAAGACAGUCUGGAUUUUCUUUCUUUGUCCCCCCCUUCCUGAAACCCAGCGAAAGCAUCCUGACUGCCAGAUAGCGCAGUGUUUUGGCCACGGUAACAAACACAUGCACACAACCUCCCUCCUCCUUCGCGCCCGUUCACGGGACGCUGGCCGCUCACCCCCUCCACCUCGGGGCUGGGGUAGUGAGGGCCGGAGGGGGACAAGUGGAGGCGGGGGUGCGUGGGCUAGCGGGAGCAGGGCAGGGAAAUUGAGAAAAAGAGGACCCGGGGACCAGGAAGGCCUUCUUCUGGAAGGUCAUGCCAUGCCUGGCGGGGUGAGGGGCCAGUUGCGUUCUGGGAGCUGGGCACAACCCUCUCUCCAAUCUGGAGUUGUAGAGUGGAGACCUUUUCUCCUAGACUGAAAGUGAAUGUGAAACUAGGAAAUAAAAUGCCCCUCCCAUCUGGGAGAUAAGGUUACAGAGACCUCUCCCAUUGUUGCAUUAUUAUUAUUAAUUAUUAUUAAUUAUUAUUAUUAUUUUGUGUUAUGUGCGUCCUCUCUCCUAGUCUCUUUUGACAUUCCAAACCAGACCCCUUCCUAGUUCUGGGGCUGCCUGAGUCUAGAACCCUUCAUUGGCGUGACAAUGUGUGUCCUGUACAGAGUGACAAUAGAAAUAAAUGUUUGGUUUCUUGUGACCAGCA
Messenger RNA from Hippopotamus amphibius kiboko, 2011 nucleotides. It is a transcript of the gene HOXB4, whose product is annotated as homeobox B4. Lineage: Eukaryota; Metazoa; Chordata; Mammalia; Artiodactyla; Hippopotamidae. The coding region runs from base 54 to 809 and encodes 251 amino acids. The transcript has 2 exons. Gene Ontology annotation, cellular component: nucleus. Gene Ontology annotation, molecular function: DNA-binding transcription factor activity, RNA polymerase II-specific; RNA polymerase II cis-regulatory region sequence-specific DNA binding. The record is from RefSeq and is a predicted model, not a curated record. Gene Ontology annotation, biological process: embryonic skeletal system morphogenesis; regulation of transcription by RNA polymerase II; anterior/posterior pattern specification.